Pseudozyma flocculosa PF-1 is the source of this 1443-nucleotide messenger RNA. RefSeq lists its product as uncharacterized. Bases 1 to 1443 code for a protein of 480 amino acids. NCBI's taxonomy places the organism in Eukaryota, Fungi, Basidiomycota, Ustilaginomycetes, Ustilaginales, Ustilaginaceae. The transcript has 3 exons. The record is from RefSeq and is a predicted model, not a curated record.
AUGAAGGUCAAGCUUAGGGUCCCGCUCGCCUCGACACCUCGCCAGACGGCCUCUCCGCUCUCCAACGCCAGAGGGCCAGACGAGAUGGACGAGGACGACGCAGCAUCCCCACAGCAGCUGCAGCUGCACCAGCAGCAAGCAGCUCUUGCCGGAACCUCGGAACCAGCGUCCGAAGACGAUGACGACGAAGACGAUGAGGAGGUCGAUGAGGAAGACGAGGGCGACGAGCUCGACGAGCUCGACGAGCUGGAAGACGAGAUGCCCGCACCGCCCGCCACCACGUCCAACCAGGUAUCGCCCAAGCGCAGCCGGAUCACCGUCAAGCCAAGAGCACCAAAAGGCCACGCUGACGCCGCCUCGCCCUCGCCAACACCUUCGUCGAACGCCAGGGAAGGCGGAUCAACCGAGAGCCCGCGCGGCACGCCCUCGGAACGGGCCAGGAUCCUCACGGGCAAGAGGGCGGCGGCAGCGCGCCAGGAAGAGGCGGCGCGCAUGACAAAGGAGGAGCUCGAUGCGCUGCCCGCCGCCAAGCGGCGCAAGAGCCACAAGGCGCGAGGUGCUCCUGGUCCGGGACGAGGAUGGAGAAAGGGCCUGACAAAGGGACAGAAGCCGGUCUACGAGCUGCCGGCAAGCGCACUGCCAGAAGCAGGGUCGACGCCGACGACGUUUGGCAACACCACGUCCUCGGCUAGAGCCUCGCCGCAGGUGGGCAGGUCGGGCGGCGAGGGCUCUGGCAAGCGGGCGGCGCAGUCGGCGGCCGUGGCCACGGUCAAGAUCCAGGACGCCAGCGGCACGCGCACCCACGUCAGCGACCUGUCUGCCAAGGCGGGCACGGCCAAGAACCCAGGCUUCCGCUACCCGCCCCUGCCCAGCAGCCGUGGCGGCCCUCCGAUCCUGCCCAUCUCCAAGAUCCCCAUCACCUUCCAGGCGUCGGCGUCGAUGGACAAGAAGAAGGAGCCGCGCACCUGGAACAAGGGCAAGCGUGAGUUCCUCAGCCUCGGUGGGCGGCUCUGGAGCGUGCCGACGUGGUACGGCGGCGAAGACAGGGGCUUUGAGAAGAAGAUUGAUCCGACGAUAGCGCCGCUGCUGGCGCAGUCGACGACAACCAACGCAUCGCUGCUCGCCGCCGCCAACGCGGCCAAGGGCACGCCGACGCCGACGCCGGCACCGGGACAAGCGGCGCCGAGCACACCGAGCGCGGGCCGGAAGACUGGGGCGACCUCCGCGACGACUGCGUCGGCCGCGGCCGCCGCGUCGAGGCUCUCGCCGGACAAGGCGACCGAGCGUUCUGAGACGCCGCUGAGCAACGCUGGCGGGGCGAGGCGCGCCACGACGACGACGGGCACCGUCUCACCGCUGCCGCCGCCGCGCCACAUUGGUGCGGUCAGGGAGGACGUGAGCUGGAGAGGUCAGAGCCCGGCGUUCUUGGCCGGGGGUCGGUGA